Molecule: messenger RNA, 3308 nt
Organism: Lucilia cuprina (Australian sheep blowfly)
Lineage: Eukaryota; Metazoa; Arthropoda; Insecta; Diptera; Calliphoridae
Product: ubiquitin-protein ligase E3B
Exons: 8
Coding region: 327-3308 (993 amino acids)
Biological process (GO): protein polyubiquitination; ubiquitin-dependent protein catabolic process
Molecular function (GO): ubiquitin protein ligase activity; protein binding
Source: RefSeq, a predicted model, not a curated record
CACAAAAAAAUUUUACUGCACUCUGAAGAAAAUUUAGUUUUUUAACAAAUUUUAUUAGUUUUUCCUAUUUAAAAAUGAUGAAAACGUAAAAUAUACAAAGAAAUAAGAUGCUAGAAACAUAAUUAAAUAAAAUUAUGUAUAAUUGUGCUAUAAAUAAAGUGGACUGAUUAACUUUUUCCAAAGUUCAUACAUACACACACACACAAACGCAGAAAGUAAAGAAGAUAAUUAUAAAUAUAGAAGUGCAUCAAUUAGUUCCAGUAGACAAUUAGAAAAUUUUAUGUUUGUUUUAUAAAAAAAAACUUUAUAACUAAAUUUAUGUGACAAUGUUUACCAAUACGGAAUCGCAGAAAACUUCAUUUUUGGAACAGACAAAGGCAGCGCGUGAAGAAAGAGCUUUGGAAAAGCGCAGAGAAUGGGCAGCCAUAAAACUUCAAUCCUCCAUUAAAGGUUUCCUAGCACGUAGGCGUUAUCAAAAGCAAAUAAUCGAGGAUUUUGAUAGACUUAUAGCCAGUAGCAGUGGUAUGGAAACAGGUGUCGUGGAUGAUAAAAAGGAUUUAAUUCAUUUACAUGCGUCAUCUACGGUUUAUCCAGUUGUAAGGCGUUUCUUAACCAACUAUAAAUUAGACAAACAUUGCGAUGAAACACGCGAACGUUUUGAGCGUUUAUGUCGCUAUUUAAAUAAAUCUAUGGAAACGGAAGCUCCCAAGUUAUCAUAUGCCACCUUGUGUUUGCAAAAGGAUAAAAGUCUUCCUUGGAUAGCGCACAUUAAAACUCUGCUUAACUUUAAUCUAAGAUUAUUGGAAGACAUUAAACCGGAAAGUCAUACAGAUAGUAUAUCUUUGGCAUUAUAUCUUCAUACAUUAGUAGUUUUUACCUCACCGAAAUCAUGGGGCAUUAUGAGAAUAAAACAAUUUGAAAAAUUACAACCAGUAAUGCAGAAAAUUUGUUGCAACAUACAGGGCGAUCUAAUACAAAACAAUUUUUUCAAAGUAAUGAGAUCCAUACUUAUAAAAGGUACUUCCCGUGAAGAAUUGACUUUAAAGCCUGUAUCACUUAUAGCGGUGAUGACUUUAUGUACUAGACCUUUAUUAGAUGGUGAUUUUUCACGCAAUAUAAUGGCACAAUUUUUAAUAGAAAUACUAUCCGUACCAGCAUUAGUUUAUCAUUUGAGUAACACUGCCCCUCAGUGUAUAGAACAAAUGUCUUCAAUGUGGAUAUUGAAAAGAGCCUUAGGGAUUUCCGAAGAUAUGGAAUGGUUUAAUGACUUUGGUAAAAAUAUGCCCGGCACCAAAAGUUUGGCAUUAUUGGGCAAUAUUAUUAAUUUAUUUAAUAUAGAAAAUCUAAAUGAAGCCAAACUGUUGGCCUAUCCCUUAUUGACGAACACAGUAACUUUGUUAUUUGAAAAUAUACCCAGUAAUUCCACCUCCAAGGGAGUCUUUACCCAAUGGCAUGAGCUUUUAGGUUGGCAUACACCCUCCAAAGAUCCUGCACAAAAUCAAUGUGUUGCUUUGAUUAAAAAACAAUUUCACAUGCUGUGGGGCAUACGUUGUUUGCAAAUAUCCUUAGGUGAUUUUCUCAAAGAAGUCAAUGUGAAUUUUGAACGCAUAGAAUUUCAUCCACCUAGUCAAGCCUCCACUAGCAAUUUAUUGCGUCGUGCUUUAGAUCGCAGUUCAACUCGCACCAGUCUUAGUAAAAAUUCCAAAGUUAAUUGGCGUAAAUUAGAUGCACCGGAAGUUAUACAAGUGUCACGUAUAUGUGCCAUGUAUUAUGCCGCAUUAAAUACUUUAUCUCAAUUGAAAUUGGAAAUUUUAACGGGCAUUUGUUUUGUCGAUAAGGUUUUCUAUGAUCUCUGGCUGUUUAUUACGUCGUUGGGUCCCAAUUGUGCUUUAAAAGAGUUUUUGGAAUUGUUUAAAUGUGAAGAUUUUCAGCGUAAGCCUCAGACGUCUAUGUUAAUGUUGUUUUGUGAUAGUAUGACACAUUAUGUUACAGUUCUUGACGAACACGAAAUGUACACUGAACAGAAAUUGUUUCAAUUGAAUGAUUUUGUUAUGUUGACGUAUUUUUUAAAUAAUAUUUUGUAUAAAAUCAUUAAUGAGGAUAUAUUUGGCACCACAAAAAAUAUCACCCAAUCACCAGUUUUUAUAUCUCUGCAUACCUUAAUGUUGUGUCUAUAUAAAAGAGAUUGUCGUCGACGUUUUACUCCUACCAACCAUUGGCUAAUACACGAAGUGAAACCUUCAACAUUUAUAAACGACUUGGAAAAGGGUAAACGUCAUGCAGUUAUAUUGCUGCAAAAAAUGCCUCAUAUAAUACCGCAUGAAGAUCGUGUUAAAUUGUUUAGGAAAUUUGUACAAAAUGAAAAAGCGGUAUUGGGUUUGACAGAAUCAGCCUGUGCCUCUCCCAGAUCGGCAUUGAUUGUUAUACAUCGUGAAAGGAUUGUCGAGGAUGGCUAUAGACAAUUGGCGGCUCUUAAGCCACAUGCUCUUAAGGGUGUUAUACGCGUACGUUUUAUUAAUCAACAAGGUUUACAUGAGGCCGGCAUAGAUCAAGAUGGUGUUUUUAAAGAGUUUCUAGAGGAGACAAUUAAAAAAGUUUUUGAUCCCUCUUUAAAUCUUUUCAAAACAACCUCGGAUCAACGUUUAUAUCCCUCUCCCAUCUCUUAUGUUCAAGAUAAUCACCUACAAUUAUUCGAGUUUGUUGGUCGGAUGUUGGGUAAAGCUGUUUAUGAGGGCAUAGUGGUAGAUGUACCAUUUGCCUCUUUCUUCCUUUCCCAGCUAUUGGGACAAACUCAUCAGGUUUUAUAUUCCUGUAUGGAUGAACUGCCCUCUUUAGACGCUGAGCUAUAUAAAAGUUUGACCUUUAUUAAACACUAUGAACAAGAUGUGUCUGAUUUAAAUUUAACAUUUUCCGUCGACCAAGAUGUUAUGGGUAAAAUUGUUACGCAUGAAUUACAUACGGGUGGUAGAGUGCGUCCUGUAACCGAUCACAAUAAAUUGGUGUAUAUACAUUAUAUGGCUUAUUUCCAUAUGAAUACACAAAUUCGGGAACAGACUCAAGCUUUUAAUCGUGGUUUUCGUAGUAUAGUUAAUCCUGAAUGGUUAUCGCUGUUUUCGCCUCCCGAAUUGCAACGCUUAAUAUCGGGCGAUACGGUACCGUUGGAUUUGAAGGAUUUACGUAAACAUACUCAGUAUUAUGGAGGAUUUCAUGAUUCACAUCGCGUUGUUGGUUGGCUGUGGGAUAUUUUGGCUAAAGAUUUUACGGAAGAGGAGAGGAAACUGUUUUUGAAGGUUAGUAGUUCAAUUUAG